Messenger RNA from Elgaria multicarinata webbii, 1299 nucleotides. Its product is annotated as carboxypeptidase A1-like. Gene Ontology annotation, biological process: proteolysis. The coding region runs from base 1 to 1260 and encodes 419 amino acids. The transcript is spliced from 11 exons. The record is from RefSeq and is a predicted model, not a curated record. Lineage: Eukaryota; Metazoa; Chordata; Lepidosauria; Squamata; Anguidae. Gene Ontology annotation, molecular function: zinc ion binding; metallocarboxypeptidase activity.
AUGAAGGGCCUCUAUGUGUUUGCGUCCCUCCUGGCGGUCGCCUUCAGCACCGAGACCUUUGUGGGUCAACAGGUGUUAAGGAUCUUUGCUGAAGAUGACUUCCAAGUGGAGAAGGUGAAGGAGUUGGAAGCAUUUGAUGAUCUUCAGCUGGAUUUCUGGCGAGCUCCAACUCAUCCUGAGACCCCCAUAGAUGUGCGUGUCCCAUUCCCCAGCCUCCAAGGGGUCAAGGUCUUCCUGGAGUCCAACAGCAUCCGAUACAACAUCAUGAUUCAGGACCUCCAGUCGUUGAUUGACGAGGAAAAGCUUCACAUGACACGUCAACGCUUUAUGCCUCGAUCGAUCGAGUCCUUUAACUACGGAGCAUACCACACUCCGGAUGAGAUCAAUGCUUUUAUGGACGUUCUAGUGAGUGAAAGGAGUUUCCUGGUUAGUAAAAUCGUGAUUGGGAGGAGUUAUGAGAACCGCCCAAUCAACGUCUUGAAGUUCAGCACAGGGGGAACCAAGCGCCCAGCGAUCUGGAUCGACACCGGCAUCCACUCUCGUGAAUGGGUCACUCAGGCCAGCGGAGUCUGGUUUGCGAAGAAGAUUGUGGAUAGUUACGGCAAGGAUCCAUCCCUGACCUCCAUCCUGGACAACUUCGAUAUCUUCCUCGAAAUCAUCACCAACCCUGAUGGUUUUGCUUAUACCCACAGCAAGAACCGCAUGUGGCGCAAGACCCGGUCUCCCAACAGUGGAUCGUCCUGUAUCGGAGUAGACCCCAACAGGAACUGGGAUGCAGGCUUUGGAGGGGCUGGCUCCAGUGGGAACCCUUGCACCGAUACUUACCGUGGGGCCUACCCCAACUCUGAAUCUGAGGUGAAAUCCAUCGUCGACUUUGUGCAGAGUCACGGCAACAUCAAAGCCUUCAUCUCCAUCCACAGCUACUCCCAACUUCUCCUCUAUCCUUACGGCUACACGAAGCAGCCGGCUGCAGAUCAUGAGGAGCUGGAUGCUGUUGCUAAGAAGGCCGUUGCUGCCCUUGCUUCCUUGUAUGGGACCAAAUAUACAUACGGGAGCAUCAUCAACGGCAUCUACCAAGCAAGUGGUGGAACUAUUGACUGGACCUACAACCAAGGCAUUAAAUAUUCUUAUACAUUUGAGCUGCGAGACAAAGGCACGAGUGGGUUCUUGCUCCCUGCAAAACAAAUCAUCCCUACCGCUGAGGAGACAUGGCUGGGCCUGAUGGUCAUCAUGGAGCACACACGAGAUCACCCAUAUUAAAACCAGAGCAGAGGGGCGGUUUUCUCAGGAGGCAACCAA